Menidia menidia (Atlantic silverside) is the source of this 906-nucleotide messenger RNA. The record is from the annotation of a GenBank genome assembly. Lineage: Eukaryota; Metazoa; Chordata; Actinopteri; Atheriniformes; Atherinopsidae.
AUGGGAUCCUCGGUGGAGCUUGCCUGCUGGUUGCUGGUGGUGGCCUCUCUGGGAGGUAGGCAGCUGGUGGCGGGGGGGUGCGCGGGGAAAUGCUGCCGGGGCCGAGACCUGAGCUGCUCGGCCACCGACUGGAGGAUGGACCGCGUGUACGGGACGUGCUACUGCGAUGAGGGCUGCGUCAAAACCAAAGACUGCUGCUUUGACUACUUCACAGAGUGCCCGGCCCAGGACUGUGCUAUGGGCGGCUGGAGCGUGUGGAGCGGCUGUGCCAGGCCCUGUCGGCCCUCUCUGAGGGUCCGCGUUCGCCAGGUAGAGCGGCAGCCCGGCAACAGCGGCGAGCCCUGCCCCGGCCGGCAGGAGCAGGCCGGCUGCCGGGAGUACAGGGACCACCAGGGCAGGCCCUGCGGACACAGCUCAGGUCCUGCGUUCAUCACCAGCAUGGAGUUUGGCAAAGGAAGGCCGAAGCAGGACAGCCAUGGAAACCCCCUGGACCCUGGAUUCUGCAUGGAAUUCGAACUGGAAUCCCGAACACCACACUGCACAGUGGAGAACCGGCCACACACACUCUGGAUGCGCUACAUAACUGAAGGGUUCAAAGUGUGUGUGGCGUGUGAACCCCCUGCCUUGCGAAACAAUAGUGGCAGCUGCCAAGGAGACGGCCAGGAAUCAGACAAGGACGCUGUGCUGGGCUGGCAGGCCGUGGGGAAUCCUCAGUGCAGCGGAACGUGGAAGAAGGUCCAGAAAACUCAGCGGUGCACCUGCCCACCACAGCACAGCUUUAUCUUCAUCUGAUCCUCAGAAAGACUCGGUUGCAAUUUGAAAAAAAAUAAGUAAAAAGCCCUGUUCAUCAGGAGUUCAUAUCAGCCGCAAGGAUUUACAAGCAAAGAAGAAGACGGACGCUAAAAU